AAUUUGUUUGAUUUAUACUAGUAAAACUAACACUCAAAAUGUCUGAUGAUGUUUAUCUAGAGAGAUGGGUUUCAGAGAAAUUAUAUGAAACAUUGGACAUGUCUGAUAAACAUGUUGUUACUUUUUUAAUUGGGUUAGCUAAAAAAACAGCUUCUGCUGAGAGAUAUAUUGAAAAAAUACAAGAUGUCAUUGGGGAUGAGAAAAAUGCAUUCACAUCAGUAGCUAAAGAGCUCUGGAAUAAAAUUCCUAGAGUUAGUAAGAAUGAGAGUUCCAAUCGAAUAAAAGAAAAGUUAGCAUUAGAGCAGCAAAAGAAAAAUGCUACCUACACUAUGCUAUCAGAAAGCGAAGAAGAAAAUAUAUCAUUGCCAAAAAAAAAAACUAAUAAAAAUAAGAAGAAUGUAAGAAAACAUCGUUCUGAAUCAAGCUCUUCUGAAAACGAACCUAUUACAUCAGAAGCAAAAAAAGAAUCAGAAUCAAGUGACAAUGAAGAAGACAUCAGAGCUAAAGAUAUUGAAGAAAGAGAUCGAUUUGCUGAGAGACUUCGUAAAAAAGACAAAGAACAGACCAGAAAGCUUAUUGAAAAAUCUGAUAAAAAAGCAUUUGAAGAGGCAAAAAAAAGAUUACAGUUAGAAGAGGAAGAUCGAAAAAAAAUUAUUCCUGAGUUGAGAGAUCAAGCUAGGAAAGCAUAUGUUAAAAAAAGGAAAGUGGAAAAAGUUGAUGCACUAAGAGAAGAUAUAGAAGAUGAUGAAAAAAUGUUUGAAGAAUCAGAGUUAACUGAAAGGGAAAAGCUUGAGAGACAAUAUAAGAAAAAGAUUUAUAAUCUUGCCAAAGAUUAUGACAAUGUUUCAGCUGAAGUGAAGUUGCAAAGGUAUGUAAUACCUAGUGAUAAAGAUGGAUAUACAGAUACAUUUGUUGAAGAGCAACAAGUUGCUCAAACAUUUGUUAGUGAGCAGCAUCGUUGGGAAGAUUCAAAAAUUGAUCAUGCUGUUAUGAAAUUUGGUUCAAAAGAUGCUCAAAAGAAAUAUCAGGAGAAAGAAAAGCAGUAUGAUUUGCUUGUGGAAGAGGAUCAGAUAGCCUUCAUAAUGGCUGAUCGAAUGCCAGGGACAAAACUAAGUGAAGAGGACAUUAUUGUUAGUGAAGUGAAAAAAAAGAAAGAGAGUAUUAUGGAAUGUAGAAGAAGCUUACCAAUUUUUAAAUUUCGAGAAUCUCUUUUGGAAGCUAUUGAAGCACAUCAAGUUCUUAUCAUAGAAGGAGAAACUGGUUCUGGUAAAACUACCCAAAUUCCUCAGUACCUUGUUGAAGCUGGGUACACUAAAGAAGGAAAGAAGAUAGGUUGUACUCAACCAAGGCGUGUGGCUGCCAUGAGUGUUGCAGCACGUGUUGCUGAAGAAAUGGGAGUUAAACUUGGAAACGAGGUUGGUUACAGCAUUCGUUUUGAAGAUUGCUGUUCAGAAAAAACAAUUGUCAAAUAUAUGACUGAUGGAAUGUUGCUGAGAGAGUUUCUUGGGGAACCUGAUUUGGCUAGUUACAGUGUGAUGAUAAUUGAUGAAGCUCAUGAGAGGACAUUGCACACAGAUAUAUUAUUUGGACUUAUUAAAGAUAUUGCCAGAUUUCGGAAAGAUAUAAAGCUACUUAUAUCUAGUGCUACUCUUGAUGCUGAGAAGUUUUCAAUGUUUUUUGAUGAUGCUCCCAUAUUUCGUAUUCCUGGGCGUCGAUUUCCUGUUGAUAUAUUUUAUACCAAAGCUCCUGAAGCUGAUUAUAUCGAUGCUUGUGUUGUUACUGUGUUACAAAUACAUUUGACUCAGCCUGAUGGUGAUGUAUUAGUUUUUUUGAGUGGUCAAGAAGAAAUUGAAACAUGCAAUGAAAUGCUGCAAGAAAGAACUCGUAAGUUAGGAAACAAGAUUAAGGAAUUAAUUAUUUUGCCUAUCUAUGCUAAUUUGCCAUCAGAUAUGCAAGCAAAGAUAUUUGAACCAACUCCACCUGGUGCAAGAAAAAUUGUUAUUGCCACAAACAUUGCUGAAACAUCACUUACAAUCAAUGGAAUUAUUUAUGUAAUUGAUCCUGGAUUUUGUAAGCAAAAAAGUUAUAACCCGCGCACUGGUAUGGAAUCCCUUGUUGUGACUCCUGUCUCAAAGGCUUCUGCUAACCAAAGAGCUGGUAGAGCUGGGCGAGUAGCUGCUGGUAAGUGUUUUCGUUUGUAUACAGCUUGGGCAUAUAAAAAUGAACUCGAGGAAAACACCAUACCAGAAAUUCAAAGAACAAAUUUAGGAAAUGUUGUCCUGUUACUUAAAAGCUUAGGAAUAAAUGAUUUGAUUCAUUUUGAUUUUAUGGAUCCUCCUCCAGCAGAAACACUAAUUCUUGCAUUAGAGCAGUUGUAUGCUUUGGGUGCUUUAAACCAUAUGGGAGAGCUAACAAAAUUAGGUCGUAAAAUGGCUGAGUUGCCUGUAGAUCCAAUGAUGGCUAAAAUGAUUAUUGCUGCAGAAAAAUACAAGUGUGUUGAACAAAUAUUGACAAUAUCUGCUAUGCUCUCAGUCAACGCUAGCAUAUUUUACAGACCAAAAGAUAAAAUUGUACAUGCAGAUAAUGCCCGUAAAAAUUUUUUUCGUCCUGGAGGGGAUCAUUUAACAUUGAUGAAUGUGUAUGAUCAAUGGGCUGAAUCAGGUCACAGUACUCAAUGGUGUUAUGAAAAUUUUAUUCAGUUUCGUUCAAUGAGACGUGCACGUGAUGUACGGGAGCAACUUGAAGGACUUGUUGAUCGAAUAGAAAUUGAGCUAACAUCAGCAGCGCAUGACUCUGUUGGUAUUAGAAAAGCAAUUACCUCUGGUUAUUUUUACCACACUGCCAAGUUUGGACAAGGAGGAAACUAUAGAACUGUAAAACAUAUGCAAACAGUAAUGAUUCAUCCCAAUAGUUGCCUAUUUGAAGAACAGCCUCGUUGGGUACUUUAUCAUGAGCUAGUUUUUACAAGUAAAGAAUUUAUGCGGUCAAUCAUUGAAAUUGAAAGUUCGUGGCUGCUUGAAGUUGCCCCGCACUACUACAAAGCUAAAGAAUUAGAAGACUCUUCUGCUAAAAAGAUGCCUAAGACUAAAGGGGUGUCUAAAACUGAAGCCCGAGCAUUUUAAUAUCAUUCUUUUUUACCCUUGUAAAUAGAACCUAAAAAAAUUUAAUGUUUUCAUUUAAAUGACAAGAAACAAUAGAAAUCUUUUGACUUA
Molecule: messenger RNA, 3212 nt
Organism: Hydra vulgaris (swiftwater hydra)
Lineage: Eukaryota; Metazoa; Cnidaria; Hydrozoa; Anthoathecata; Hydridae
Product: pre-mRNA-splicing factor ATP-dependent RNA helicase DHX16
Cellular component (GO): catalytic step 2 spliceosome; intracellular anatomical structure
Molecular function (GO): ATP binding; helicase activity; RNA binding
Source: RefSeq, a predicted model, not a curated record